Messenger RNA from Gadus chalcogrammus (walleye pollock), 21612 nucleotides. Its product is annotated as microtubule-actin cross-linking factor 1-like. Gene Ontology annotation, biological process: wound healing; intermediate filament bundle assembly; regulation of microtubule-based process. Gene Ontology annotation, cellular component: microtubule; cell junction; membrane. Gene Ontology annotation, molecular function: microtubule binding; structural molecule activity; calcium ion binding. The transcript has 75 exons. The record is from RefSeq and is a predicted model, not a curated record. The coding region runs from base 89 to 20680 and encodes 6863 amino acids. Lineage: Eukaryota; Metazoa; Chordata; Actinopteri; Gadiformes; Gadidae.
GCUGACCCGGGCCAUCCAGACCCCGCCCCUCAGCCACCUGUCAGGGGACGGCGCGGACGGCACCGCCAGGAUCACCGAGCAAGAGAAGAUGCAGGCGGAGCUGGAGGCUCUGCAGUCCAGCGUGGGGGAGGUGUCCCGCCGCUGCGUGGGCUUCUUCCAGGACAAGCCCACCUCCUCCAGCGUCCCGGCCAUGCGCUCCGAGCUCAGCCAGGCUGUGGAGAAGAUGGACAAACUGUACAACCUCUCCCACGUCUUCCUGCAAAAGCUGAAGACGGUGGACGUUCUGAUGAGCCGGCUGGGGGACACGGAGGAGGUGGUCCGCAAGUACGAGAGCAGACUGAGCGACGAAGACACCGUCCCCGCCGACACCACCGCCAUGCAAGUCCUGCAGGAGCAGCUAGCGUCGUGGCAGGGGGAGCUGAGCGCACAGGACGGCGUGCUCCGCUCGCUGCAGGCCGAGGUGGAGCGGGCGAGGGAGGCGGGCUCCCAGCUGGCCCGGCUCCACCCGGACCGCAGCUCGGAGCUGGAGCGCUACCAGGAGAGGGCCAAUCAGAUGGCAGAGAGGUGGAGCAACGUGGAGCGGCAGAUGGAGACACGGCGUGCUGACCUGGAGGUCCUGGGCUCGUCCCUGCAGCAGUACAAAGACGGCCACUCAGGCCUCAUCAGCUGGAUCGAGGAGACCACAGAGAGACAGGAGAACACACAGCCGGGCCAGAUGGACAGCAAGGCCCUGUCGGAACAACUGGCUCAACAGACGGCCUUGGUAGUUGAGAUCGAGGCGAACCAGACCAAACUAGACCAGUGCCAAAUUAACGCCAAACAGUACUGUACCUCAGUCAAGGACUAUGAGCUUCAGUUGAUGACCUACCGAGCCUUCGUGGAAUCCACCCACAAGUCCUCCCUCAAGAGGAGGAGGAUGCACUCCUCCUCAGAUGCCAUUUCUCAAGAGUUCAUGGACUUGCGGACACGCUACACCGCCUUGGUUACCCUGACAACGCAACACGUCAAGUACAUCAGCGAUGCUCUGAGGAGAAUAGAGGAAGAAGAGAAAGAGGUGGAGGAGGAGAUGCAGGCCAGGGUGGGCCCGGUCUCAGAUCUUCUGGGCUGGGUGAAAGGUCUCCAGGGGCGGAGUCUUGGCCCCAACGCUGAGUCCUCAUUGGCUGCUCAGCAGGCCGUCACAGAACAACUCUCCGCUAGGAAGGAGGAGGUCGCUGAAGCCAUCAGGAGCACCCAGGUGUUCCUACAAUCUAAACAAGCCAGCAAGUUGUCCCCAGAGGAGAGUGCCCGGGUCAGGGCCCAGCUGGAGGAGCUGACUUCCACCUACAGCCAGCUGUGUGACAGCUCCAGCCAGCAGCUCCAAAAGAUGGAACACCAACUGGCCAAGGAGGAGGAGGAGAAGAAACAAACUGUUAUUGCUGGAAUCAUCGACAUGGGAUCCAUGGAAAUCUUCUCAGUGUUCAGUGCAGCCCAGUGCGGGCUCAUUGACCAGGAAACCUGCCGCUUCCUACUGGAAGCCCAACUCAUCUCUGGUGGGCUCCUCCAGCCUCCCUCCCCUCAAAGCCUCUCAUUGGAGCACGCCUUGGCCCAAGGAAUGAUAGACAACCACACCAGCCAAUCGUUAUCUUACUUGGAAAGGGCCUUGCAUCUGGUGAAUGAGACAAAAUCAAAAGAGGGAGAGAAGCAAUGUCUCCUGCCAGUGGCUAUAGCCUUGGAGGAAGGAGUUAUCAGUGAGCACUUGGGGCUCCAUAUUCUAGAGGUCCACAUGAAUACAGGAGGCUUGAGAUAUCCCAGUGGAGAAUUGGUCGAUUUGGACACUGCCUUAGACCAGGGUCUUUUGCCUUCAAGAAUCUACAUUAAGCUCCAAUCCCAGCUCCAAUGUAGGGAGCUUAUUGACCCAAAUACUGCAGAAAGGUUAAGCCUGUCUGAGCUACAGCAACGCUGUAUAAGUCAUGAAGAGUCUGGCCUUCAUCUCCUGCCGGUCAAACAGCAAUCUGAAAGAACCGUCUCCCUACGUUCUGGAAGAAAAGUGGGCAUCUUCCGCGCCAGCCAAGAAGGUCUUGUGGACCAAAAUGUUACUGUGAGGCUACUUGAAGCUCAGCUAUUUGCUGGCGGUAUUGUUGACCCACGUUCUGGACAUCGUCUAAUCCUUGAUGAGGCUCUUAGCCAAGGAUUGAUGCAUCAGGAUCAGGCAUGCACUAUACUGGCUCGGCAGCUCCAAACUGGGGGAAUACUGGACCCUCGCAGCGGUGAGCGUCUAGGCUUGGACGAAUCUCUCUGCAGGGAUCUUCUGUCUCCUUCUUUAGCUCUCUUGGUACUUGAGUCCCUGCAGUCCUUCAUGGGGAUGCUGUGGCCAGAAUCUGGAGAACUAGUGCCCAUCGCAGAGGCCCUACAGCAGGGAGGCGUCUCAGAAGAUCUGGCGAGAAAUGUCCUGGGGCAACGUCAUGUUGUUGGAGCCUUGUAUGAUGUAGGAGCACUUCACUUGGUACCUCUCAGCCAAACAUCUGAAAAAGCCCUGGAUCUCAGUGUGGCCAAAGUCCUAAGCAAGAUCCAUAUCCCUGAUGUUCUCCCCAGUACACCAUCGAGUCCUCCAUCUACGAAUCGCAUCAGCUGGUGUUCCACCAGCUCAUCUCCUUCUCCAUCCUCACAACCACCUGCUUCCCUAACUACAGGGCAUGUCUGGGACUCUACUCCAAUGGAUUCUAGCGAAACACAAGAACAAGCAAAGCAUGUGUUACUUUCCCAUCUGAUGACUCACAGCUAUGUUGAUGUCCAUUCUGGGAAACGCCUUGUGCUUCUAGAUGCAGAGCUUGUGGAGUUGGUCAAGGCUACUGGGCUGUCAUGUGCAGACACUUCUCCUGGAUAUCAAGUUCAGGAGGAAGGAAGUAGUUUGAUCGCUGGUUCAAUGCAGACCAUAGGGAGUAUCAGAACACUAGUAUAUAGUGCUGAGGGAGAGAAAGAGGAAACAGCGGAAGUUGUAAAGACAAGCUGUCAAGCAAUCCCAAAGGUUGUCCUCUCCAGUAAAAUCAUUGAACGAAAAGGCAGAACUAGUCAAGAAAGUAAAAAUGGUGUAGGUGACAGAGCAUUGCAGCAAACAUCCAAUCAGAAAAUAGAGCCAGCAAUCGGGGGGAAAGGUGAGAAAAAAAUUGAAAAUGUCACCGCAAAAGGUGAAAUAGAAAUAGCUCCUCGUUCAGAGAAUUCUGCAGGAAAACCUCUAAGGCAGCAGGUAAACAAGUCAGAUCAACACAAAGAGGUGCGUAAUAAAGAAGGUAGCUCACCUUCAAAACAAGCAGACACUUCACCAUCCAUUAACCAAGACAAUGCAACUUCUUCUGUAGUAAAUACAGAAAGAGUCUAUGCUGAGUUGGAACAAGAUCUAGCCAUCGUAGAAAGUUCUAAAACUAUAGAUUCAGCAGGCUCCCAAGCAGUAAGAUCUAUGGGAUAUGCUCAAAUUGUCCAAAAGUCGGACUUGGAUUAUAAAUCACAGUUUAUUAACCGUAGCUCAGAGACAAACAAAACGGAGGAGGAAGCUGAGAUGGAAAGGUUAACCAUAGAGCUUAAACAGGGUGGCCUCCUGACGGAGGAAGGAGACAGGCUGCUCCCAGAUGAGGCUGUAGCCCAGGGAAUCCUCCCAGGCCAAACUGCAGUUAAACUCAUGUCUCAAGCCGGUCUUUUUGGUGGAUUCCUAGAUGCCACUAGUGGUGAGUUACUCAGUUUAGAGGACGUAAUGCAGGAAGAUCUUCUUGAUGAAGACCUAAUGUGGAGUGUUCUUAAGUCUGAUAAAAGCCUAUCUGGUGUAGUGGACAUUGACAAAGGAAAUGUCUGUGGGUUGAGGGAGGCAGCUCAGAAAGGCUUGAUCGACUCCAACACUGCUUCUCGCCUUCUGGAAGCCCAGGUGCUCUCUGGGGGAAUUGUUGAUUUAAAUAGGGAUGAAAAAGUGUCAGUAACCCUCGCAGCCAACCUGGGUCUGAUCGAGGAGGAUCAGAAAGAAUCACUGGAGGCAUUAGAAAAUGCUUACAAGGGAAAGGCCACAGAACCACAAACGGCAAUUGCCAAAGCCACAAUCCAACUACAGAUGGAAGGCAUUGUUGACCCUGAAUCUCGGUCUCCUGUUCCACUGGAAUGCGCCAUUCAGAAGGGAUUGAUUGGUUCAGAGGAGGCUUAUCAGGCACUCUCAAAGCAGGUUGCUGAAGGGGGUAUUUUACACCAUGCUUCAGGAACAAGGUUGUCCGUUUCUGAUGCUUUGGAGAGAGGACUGGUGGACCGCUCCCUUGCCCCGGGACUGGAAGAACUGCAGUGUGUCUACAAGGGGAACAUCAGCCUUUUAGCACACCCAGAGGCUGCUCUAUUCCAAGCUUCAACAGGAGCUAUUUACAGCCCAGAAUCUGGACGCAAACUGACACUGACGGAGGCGGUUUCCAAGGGUCUGCUUGAGGAAAAAGUGGCCAAGGAAGCUAUGGCUUCUGAUAGUGUAACUCAAGGAGUAAUUGAUCCCCAAUCCUGUCGUAUUGUCCCUUAUUCUCACCUAGUACACCAGGGUAAGAUAGAUCUUAACACAGGAAAACGAUUCCUGGAGGUAAAACAAUUCAGGGGUAUUCAGGAUGAGCGAACGGGGGACAUCUUAACGUUAAAGCAGGCCAUUGCAAUUGGCAAAGUUGACCCAGUACCAGCUUUGAGGCUGCUCCAAAGCCAGGCUGACAGUGGUGGGAUCAUUGAUGUCACCAGUGGAGAUAGGCUGCCUCUGCCUGAAGCCUCUGAGAAAGGUUUGAUUGAGGAGGAUAUGGCCAGAGAAAUUGCCAUCAACCAGAUCACCAAAGGAGGCCUGAUCCAUCCUACUACUGGUCAAAGAGUUGCAAAUCUUGAUGAUGCUAUCAUAGCAGGUCUAAUCUCAAGUGAAAUGGCCUUUGAUAUCCAGGAGAGCAUGACUUUAGCAGAAAUAGAUGAAGGUGAGGGUAGUUCUACACCAAUGGUUUCCUCAAACAGUGCCUACAGCCCUGGUGCGGAUUCAUCAGUAGCCAGCAACCAGGUAAAAUGGUCAAGUGAAAGCUCUCUGUCAACCUCUCCACUCUUAGAGCAGUCAGGGAUAGGUUUGGUGUUUAAAGAGGUGGAUCAAAAGCAAUUGGAUUCUUUGACAUCAAAUCAGUUGAGCUUGUGUGAUGCCACUUUAGAAGAAGAUACUGUAGAGCAGCCACUCUCUGAGUCUGACUCAUCCAUUGACCUGCUGGCUAAAUUUGCCAGCAAUGUUGGGAAAAGGAUUCAGCAAGCAAUCAAUGAGAUCAAACCUCAGAAAGCUGAGCUAAAACAGGGGCCAGGUGAGGCAUCAUCAAUAAGGGAAAGACAUGCUGUCGGAACACGAAAAGAGAGUGAUUAUACUGGUAUCACCGCAGUAUCAUCCUACCAGGAAUCAGACCCUGAAACAUUCAACACAUCUUCUAAAGUACAAGUUGCAGAACAGGUGACUAUCACAAGAUCAGUGGACCUAUCUGUUAGGGCUGACAAGAAAAAGACAAGGCCAGCAGAUGUCAGGGUUUUGUCAGAGCAUCAUGAAGAUGAAAAUGAUGAAAGAAUCAAAGACGCAAAAGCAGAUGAUGUCCGGGAGGAGGGAAAACUCAAGGAAAGCCUAGGUGUAGAUGUGCUUUCUUUAAAACAACUAGAACAUGAAUACACCGAACAAUGUGACGAAGCAGGGAAAAGAGAGAUUGGAGGAGAAUUGGAGGACACAGCUGAAUCAAUUCUAACAGGAGAGGGAACUGAUGUGAAGCAUUCAGACCAGAGUUUAACUGCUUCAGAUAAAGAGGCCGAAGCCAAAAGCAAGAAAAAGAAGAAGAGCAAGAAGAAAGGCAGGGGAAAGGAAAGUGAAAAUAAGCCACUACCUUUAGAGAAAAGCGAUAAUGUAUCGGACAUUAAACAAAUGGAUUCAGAAACUGAAGGGCAGUCUCAAGUCACAAAGUCAAUCACAGGUGUUUCGCCAUUACCAGUGAAGGUUAAGAUAUUAGAAUCCACCCCCGAAAGAGACCUCCAUGUCAAAGAUGGAGAACUAAAGAUUGAUGGGAAGGUAGAUGCAGCGGAAGUAUCCCUGGUAUCUCAAGAUGAUCAGCAGGCAAAUGAUAACGGAGGGCAACCAGACAUAUCAAGAGCUGAAAUAGUAAGAAAGCAGAUGGAAGAAUGCGUAGACAAACAGUAUGGCAAGACAGAGAUGGGUGUUAGUGUGCAGAAGGGUGCAAAAAGACCUGAGAAGUCAAACCUACCAGACAAUGAGAAGGCAGCCCUGAUACUGAAGGCAAAGGAGAGCAUAUUGAAGAAGGUGUUUGAGAAGGGAGUGACAGAAAAGCAAGCAGCUGAAGAGCUGGAGGCACUACGCAAGGAGGUGCACAGGAAGGACAUCCAGGCAGGGAAUGCCAGAGAUGGAAAGAUGCAAACUCCUGUGAUUAAGAUGGAAACUCCCUCGAGAAAGAUGGCAACUCCCUUGACUAAGAUGGUUGAUGUUGAGGGUAGUACUGAUGAAGAUGAUCACAGAAAAAUGCCUGAUGCUAAGCCAAAGGUGGAAUGGAAGGGAGAGACCGGUGGCCGAAAGGAGAACUUGAAAGUGGAUGUCAAGGAAGUUGUGGUUGUGGAUGAGCCAAAUACCACAGAUGAUUCAAGCUUAGCCCUUAAAGAAGUUAAGACCGUAUCAAAAGAGAACGAUGAUUGUGUUGGUGAUAUUAAGGAGGGAAAAGAUAAAGAGACGGUUUCACCAGACAAGCAUAAAGAAACCCCCUCGAGAAAGAUGGUAACUCCUUUGACUGAGAUGGUCGAUGUUGAGGGUAGCACUGAUGAGGAUGAUCUCAGAAAAACCCCUGAUGCUAAGACAAAGGUGGAAUGGAUGGGGAAGACCGGUGGCCGAAAGGAGGAGAACUUGAAAGUGGAUGUCAAGGAAGUUGUGGUUGUGGAUGAGCCAAAUCUCACUGAUGAUUCAAGUUUAGCCCUUAAAGAAGCUAAGACCCUAUCAAAGGAGAAAGAUGAUUGUGUUGGUGGUGUUAAGGAGGGAAAAGAUAAAGAGACUGUUUCACCAGACCAGCAUAAAGAAACCCUCUCGAGAAAGAUGGUAACUCCCUUGACGGAGAUGGUCGAUGUUGAGGGUAGCACUGAUGAGGAUGAUCUCAGAAAACGACCUGAUGCUAAGACAAAGGUGGAAUGGAUGGGGAAGACCGGUGGCCGAAAGGAGGAGAACUUGAAAGUGGAUGUCAAGGAAGUUGCGGUUGUGGAUGAGCCAAAUCUCACUGAUGAUUCAAGUUUAGCCCUUAAAGAAGCUAAGACCGUAUCUAAAGAGAAAGAUGAUUGUGUUGGUGAUGUUAAGGAGGGAAAAGAUAAAGAGACGGUUUCACCAGACAAGCAUAAAGAAACCCCCUCGAGAAAGAUGGUAACUCCAUUGACUGAGAUGGUCAAUGUUGAGGGUAGCACUGAUGAGGAUGAUCUCAGAAAAUGGCCUGAUGCCAAGCCAAAGGUGGAAUGGAUGGGGAAGACCGGUGGCCGAAAGGAGGAGAAUUUGAAAGUGGAUGUUAAGGAAGCCUUGGUUGUGGCUGAGCCAAAAAUCACAGAUGAUUCAAGUUUAGCCAUCAAAGAAGCUAAGACUUUAUCAAAAGAGGCAGAUGAUCGUGUCAGUGGUGUUAAGGAGGGAAAACAGACAGUUUCACCAGACCAGCAUAAAGAGACUAGGCAAGGGAAACGGCACAAGAAAAACAAAAAGUCAAAAAUAGCAAAAAUUGCAGGCCAUGCAGAUGCUGCUACAGAAAAGCCAUGGACUGAUGAUGCUGUUCAGGCAGUUGUGACGGCAACAAUCUGUACCAAGAAAACAGGAAUUAAUGUAGAAAGAAAAGCUGAUGACCAGAAAGGGGAAAGUUUGAAAUAUGUGAAGUCAGAGAGUGAUGUUGAUAGGCCCUCAAGCAGUGAUGACGCAAACAAGAUGGCUUCUUCUACAGUUGAUGCCAAAACUACUAAUGAAGUUUUACAAAGACCAAUCCGUGCAUCAAUACCGGCAAUAGAGAAGGAAAAGGCUGAGGUUAAGUCUGCCAGGGAAGAAUUUAAGGGACCUUUAAAAGUAAUUGAAAGUAAGUCUGUUGAAGAAAUUAAGGAAGCUUUACAAAUGACUGGGAAGCAGUCUGCUGGAGACGAGUUUAAGAGAUCCUUACACAGUUCUGUCAUUAAGUCUGGUGGAGAAGAAGUAAAGGAACAUGUUCAAAAAUAUGUUUCUGACACUGUAAGGGAGGAAAUGAAGGAUCCUUUAAAAAUGGGUGGGAUUAAUUCUACAGAGGAAAAAUUAAAGGAAGCUUUACAGAUGACUGUUGUCAAAGAAAUGAAGGAACCUGUACACAUAGCUGAAAUUAAGUCUGCUACAGAAGAAAUGAAGGGACCUUUAGGAUUGACUGGGAAUCAGUCUGCUGGGGAAGAAGUUAAGAAGCAUGUACAAAAAGCUGGAAUCGACUCUGUAGGGGAGGAAAUUAAGGAACCUAUACCAUUAGCUGGGAUGACAUUGAUUGGGAAAGAACUGAAAGAACAUCAACUCAACAUUAAAGAGCAACUACACCCUGCAAUACCUAGCAUUGCUGCAGAUGUUUUUGGCACCACUUAUGAGGCUGUUGAUAACGAAUCAUAUUUACAACCUGAUUCUAGAUCAGUGGAUUCCAUGAAACAGGAUCCAAACCUAGUUGAAAGUCCUCUUCCAAGUCAGACAGGCAACAAGCCGCAUCCAGGGUCUCUUUUACCAUCAGAGGAAAAUCCCACUGAAUCUGAGUUGGCUGAGGUACUAGAGUCUGAUACAACUACAGAGAGCAGUGGGGAGGGGGAGGAGGACAAGGAAGAAAUAAAGAUGAAGAAAAAGAAGGGCUCCGCAAAGUCAUCACUGAUCCGGCAGGAAUGCCUGGAACAUGACCAGCGAAUUGUGGCUCUGGUCUCCAUGGUGAGGCACAUAGAGGUCUGCCUCAAACAGCAGCAGCAGCAGUCUGUCGGCCGUGGCCUCAUCUCUCUAGAAGACAUCAUCAGACAGACAGAGGCGCUGAGCCUCGAGCUCCAGGACCUGGAACCAGAGGUAAACAAGGAGGUGGAGGCCACUGCCCAACUGCUUGAGCCACGCCCUUCCAAUGUCCCACCUCAGCUCCUAUUGGCUCUGGAGAAGGAUAUGCGGAGCCUGGCCCGAGGGUACGAGUCCGCCAGGGGAGUCUCUGCGACCAUUCUACAGGGUCUACGAGAACACAGAGACUCUUACAAGGAGGCUGUGACAGCGGAGCAGAAGAACCUGGGAGGUCUGGUGGAAAACCUCCUCACCUGGUUGAGCGAGACGGAGGCCAGGAGCAUCGGAGCGAUGGCAGGGAAGGAGGAGAAGGAUAGCCCCGUCGAUCAGAUUACGCAGCAACUGGAAUACUGCAAGGAGUUCCAGGCUGCCCUGACGGCCCGCUCCAAUGAGGUCAUCGACGCGGCCUUUGACGUUCAGGUUUUCAUCUCGGAGCGCGCCCAGGACCUGGCCCCCGAGCAGAGCAGGCACCUGCUGGGGCAGCUCCAGAGGCUGCAGGGGGCCUUCCACCAGGCCAGUGGGCAGGCCCGGGCCCGCGCAGAGACCCUGUCCAAUCAGAGAGCCAGGGAGGAGGAACUCCAGCAGAAAGAGAGUGCUAAAGUGCAGGAGGAGGAGAAGGAGAGGGAGAUAGAAAGACAGACGGCCCGGAAGAUUGAGGUGGUCAAGCAGCAGAAAGCAGAAUGCUCUCAGAAACUAGAAGGCCUCAACGUGUGGUUGGCUGGAGCCGCCAGCAUGUUGGCCAAUCAGAAAGCAUGUGUAGAGUCGGGGGAUGUGGAUGUCUUGCAAGAGAAGCAGAAGGAACUCAAGGAGGUGCAGAAGGACCUGCAGAGCAAAGCAGAGGGCGUGGCCGGGACCAUCCGCUCGGUGGAGGACUUCCUGUCGGAGCGAGGGGACUGCCUGAGCCCCGAGGAGAGGGAGAGCCUGCAGGGGGCGCUACGCAAGAUGAAAGAGCAUUACGCUGACCUGACCAACGCUGCCGACGCCUCGGUCACCCAGCUGGACACGGCCAUCAGCACCACACUCCAGCAGAACACACAGAGGGCUAAGGCAGAGGAGGACCUCCAGGAGACCCGGGGACAGAUCGAUGCCAUGCUGGAAGGCCUUUCCUCCCUCAGUGCGCCUGCUGUGAAGGCAGCCGCCACCAAGUGCAGCACGUCUCCUGAAGACGUCAUAGAUGGGCGGCUCUCUUCCACACAGCCAGAGGGCGCUCUACAGUCACACACAGACAUGCUACAGGCGGAGAUGCAGCAGCUCCAGGCCCAGCAGGCCCAGCUGCUGCAAGUGGCCCAGUCCACGCGCUCCCUGCUGGAGCAGCCCGACUCGGCGGUGCCCCCCGAGGAGAAGCGCCGCCUCCGGGCCUCUCUGGACCAGCUGCAGGCUCAGCACCAGAGCAAGCUGCAGAGCUGCCAGGACCGCCUGAGGAAAUCUGAGGUUCUGCGGGACGAGCUGUCCAAGUUCCUCCAGGAGCACAGCGGCCUGGGCACCUGGCUGGACCAGAGCGAGAAGGAGCUGCGUUCCCUGGGGGAGGGAGAGACCGACGCACAGGGGCUGAAGGGACGGCUGGAGGAACACAAGAAGCUGGCUGAGGAGGUGAUCUGCCACAAGGCGGACCUGCGCUUCGUGUCCAUCUCGGGCCAGAAGGUUCUGGACUCUGUGCAGGGGGCGCUGGAGCAGGCUGGGGGUUCAGACCCGGCGCUGGACAGCACCAAGCAGCUAGUGACAGACAAACUGCACGACGCCAACCACAGAUACACUGCCCUACACACCAAGUCCUCUGAGCUGGGCGGCCGUCUGUCGGGGCUGCUGGAGCGCUCUCAGCAGUACCAGGAUGAGGCGGUGUCGCUCCACUCCUGGCUCAGCAGCCAGGAGCAGGAGCGGGACACGGCCCGGCCCAGCGGGGACACCAACCCCCAGAACCUGCAGAGCGCACUGCGACAAGUACAGCUGUUGCAGGACGAGCUUGCGGCCCGUUCAGUGCAGCUGGAGAAGGUGAAGAGAGCCAGCAGGGAGCUGGUCAGCACAGAGGAAUCCCCCUCCCUCAAGGCAGUGGACAUCCUCUGCACCGCAGAUGGCCUGGAGAGGCGGUUCGACACGCUGUCUGCGUCGGUGUCGGAGCGUGCUGAGCAGCUGCAGACCGCGGUGGCCCAGUCGGUCAGCGUGCAGGAGGGGCUGAAGGGUCUGCUGUCCUGGCUGGACCAGCUGGUUCUGAGCCCAGGACCGGUCCAGCCCACCGCUCAGGCUGUUCAGGACGCCAUGACACAAAACCAGAAGCUCCGCCAGGAGCUGCUGUCCCGGCAGGGCAGUGUGGACGCCACCCGCGACUCCCUCUCCAAGCUCCUGCAGAGCGCCGACGCAGCCACGGCCUCCGACCUUCAGGGGGCGCUGGCCCAGCUCAACGGGCGCUACGCCGCCGCACAGGCCAGCCAGACGGAGAGAGAGGCCGAGCUGAAGGUCCUGCUGCCCAGGCUGGAGAGCUACGAGCGGCUGGGGGCCGACCUGCAGGGCUUCACCCAGAGCAGGCUGAAGGCCCUGGGGCCGGUGGGGCAGCCGGAGCACAGCGUGGACGACUACAGGCAGACCCUGGAGGAGGUGAAGUCAGAUCUGGAGCAGGAGGCGGGACAACUGAAGUCCUUCUGCGAGCUGGGUACGGAUCUCAGCCAAUCACAAGCCAUCUCCAAUUCUCAAAGCCUAUUGGAUAACGUCAAGGAGGUGUCAGACGAGUUCAGCCGACUGGAGGCCAAUGUCAAUGACAGGUUUUCAGCCAUCCAGGGCUGUGAGCAGCGGCUGGCUCAGUUCCGUGGGCUCUCUGGCUCCCUCCUCAGGUGGCUCCAGGCAUCUCAGGAUCAGCUGCCUGCGAAGGAGCCCAGCCUGGACACCGAGGGCAUGCAGCGCAGAGUCCAGCAACUCCAGGACUUGUGUGACGACUGGGAGUCCCAGGGAGCCCGGGUCCAGGAGCUGAACAAGACCGGCUCAGAGCUGGAGUCCACCAUCAUCGGCAUCACCGCACCACAGACCAAGACCGUUGCUCCUCAGAUCAACGGUUCAGCCAACCCAGGCAGUGUUAACGGCAUCCAUACCUGCAAAGACCUGACGGAGCUGCAGGUGGCGGUGGCGGAGGUGAACGGCCGCUACGAGUCGCUGGGCUCUGAGCUGAAGGAGCGCCACGGCCGGCAGCAGGCCGCCCUGGAGCUCCGGCAGCAGGCCAGCCAGGGGGCCCAGGAGCUCAGCAGCUGGCUGAGGGACCGCGAGCACAGCCUGGAGCAGGGCCACAACGCCUCCCCCUCCAAACCCGAGGUGGUGCGUGCCAAGGCUCAGGAGAACAAGGCGCUCCUCAGGGAGCUGACGGAGCACUCGGGGAAGGUGGAGGAGCUCAAGGCCUCGCUGACGAAGCUGAUAGCCGACAACCCCGACUCCCCUGAGGCAGCCUCCUGGAGGCAGCAGUUGCAGGAGCUGGACUCCCGCUGGCAGAAGGCCAAUGAGACCGCAGCGCAGAGGCAGACGGAGCUGGAGACCUGUGCUGAUAGGCUGGGCAGUUUUGCCACGGCGGCCAGUCAGCUGGGGCCGUGGCUGCGGGAGAAGGAGCUGAUGAUGAGCGUGCUCGGACCGCUGAGCAUAGACCCCAACAUGCUCAACACGCAGAAACAACAAGUACAGUUCAUGCUGCGCGAGUUCGAUACCCGCCGGCCCCAGUACGACGAGCUGACCCAGUCUGCGGAGGGCAUCCUCUCCCAGUCUGGAGACGCCCCCCAGGACCCUAAGGACCUGCAGGAGGUUCGGGCCGAGCUGGGCUCCAUCUCGAAGCAGUGGGAGGACCUGACGUCCCGCCUGGACCUGAGGUCGGGCCGCAUCGACCGGGCCCAGGGCACCAGCGAACGCUACCAGGCCCUGCUGAAGGAGCUGGCGGCCAGCGUGGGCGACCUGGGCGAGCGGCUGGACGGCCAGGCCUCGCUCAGCGCCCAGCCCGAGGCCCUGAGGAGCCGGCUGCAGGAGACGGGCGAGGUGCGCUCGGAGCUGGAGCUCCGCCGCGCCGAGCUAGGCGAGGCGGAGAGGCUGUGCGAGGAGCUGAGUGCCAUCGUGGACGAGCCUUACCUGAGGGAGGAGCUCAGCAAGCGGCUGGAGGCCGUCGGAGCGCCGCUACGGAGUCUGGAGGAGCGCGCCGCCGACGGUCUGUCCCAGCUGCAGGCCGCCCUCUCCUCCACCCAGCAGUUCCAGCAGAUGUUCGACGAGCUGCGCUGCUGGCUGGACAACCAGGCGGACACCAGGGACUCCUCGGCCGACUCCCUGCCCUGCCAGCCGGAGGCGCUGCGCUCCCUGCUGGCCCACGCCGAGGACCUCCAGCGGGGCAUCGCCGCCCAGCGCGGCUCCUACGAGCUCCUCCAGGCCGAGGGCGCCUCGCUGCUCGCCGCGCUCCCCGCCGGAGGGGACGAGCGCUCGGCCCUGCAGUCGCGCCUGUCCGGCCUGCGCCAGGACUGGGACGGGCAGAACCAGAGGGCCACCGACCGGCAGAACCGCCUCAAGUCCACCCUGGCCAAGGCGGAGACGUACCAGAAGCACCGGGCGGAGCUGGUGCCCUGGCUGGAGGAGUGCGAGGGGAAGGACGUGGAGAUACGGCCGUCGCUGGACCCCGCCGCCCUGGACGAGGCCCUGCAGAGGGCCCGGACGCUCUCCAUGGACCUGGACAGGAGGCGCCCCCUGGUGGACGCCCUCAACACCGCGGCGGACCAGUUGCUGGAGCAGUGCCGGGUCGGAGAGGAAGAGGUGCGUGAUGAGAAGGCCCAGCUGAACCGCAGGGUGGACGGGCUGGGGGAGCGGGUCCACGACCACACCUCCCAGCUGGAGGAGCUGGCCGGCCGCCUCAAGGAGUUCCAGGAGGGGCGGCAGAGUGUGGAGCGGAGGCUGGAUGCGGCCAAACACCAGAUAGAAGUCCAGGAAGCUCUGGGGCCACAGGCUUGCAGCGCAAAGAGCCUGGAGCGUCUGCGGAGCCAGCAGGAGGCCCUCCGGUCCCUGCAGCCCCAGGUGGUCUAUCUCAGAGACCUGGCGCAGGGUCUGGUGCAGGACGCCCCCCAGACACCAGGGGGCGGCAGAGAGGGAGCAGAGAGGCUGCAGCAGCAAGCCACCGACACUGAGAAGGAGUAUGAAGACGUUACAGAGAAGGUGGAGCAGUGCUCGGCGGCCCUGGAGUCGCGGCUGCAGGGCGUGGGCGAGGUGCAGACGCACGUGCGCGACGUCUUCUCCCGCCUGGCCGACCUGGACGACGAGCUGGACUCCCUGAGCCCCGUGGGGCGCGACGGCGACUCGCUGGCCUCCCAGGCCGAGGCGCUGCGCGGCCUCCUGGCGCGCGUGGGCGACCUGCGGCACCAGCUGGACGGCCACGGGACGGAGUGCACCGCCAUGCUGCGGCGGGAGGGCUCCUCCCCCGACCUGCUGGCGCUGCGCCGCGAGACGGAGGCCCUCAGCAGGCAGGCGGGCAAGCUGAACGAGCGAGGCCAGGUCCGCUUGGGCCAGAUUGAAGACGCCGCGGAGAAGGUGCGGGAGUUCUACGGGCUGGUGGCCGAGCUGCAAGGCAUGCUGGGAAGGGCCGAGGAAGGCCUGAACGCCCAGGGAUUGGUCGGCACGGAGGUGGAGAUCAUCAAACAGCAGCUGCAGGAGUUCAAGGCGCUGGAGCGGGAGCAGGUGGAUGGCAUCCAGCCGCGGCUGAAGCACGUCAACGCGGUGGGCCAGGGUCUGAUCCAGAGCGCCGCGAAGCACACGGACACCCAGGCCCUGGAGCACGACCUGGAGAACACCAACCUCCAGUGGAACUCUCUCAACAAGAGGGUGGCCGAGCGAAUCGCACAGCUGCAGGAGGCACUGUUGCAUUGUGGGAAGUUUCAGGAUGCCCUGGAGCCCCUGCUAAGCUGGCUCAGUGACACCGAGGAGCUGGUGGCCAAUCAGAAGCCCCCGUCCGCAGAGUACCGAGUGGUCAAAGCCCAGAUUCAGGAACAGAAGCUGCUGCAGAGGCUGCUGGACGACCGGCGGCCUACCGUCCAGAUGAUCCAGGCGGAGGGCGAGAGGAUCGCCGCCACGGCCGACGCCCAGGACCGGGACAAGAUCCAGUCCCAGCUCCAGAGCCUGGGGGAGAGGUGGACCGAGCUCCUGGACAAAGCCAGCGGCAGGCAGAGGAAGCUUGAGGAGCUGCAGGGGCUGGCCCUCCAGUUCCACGAGGCCCUUGAGCCGCUGGGCGAGUGGCUGAGCGCCACCGAGCGGCGGCUGACCUCGGCGGAGCCCAUGGGCACGCAGACGGCCAAGAUCUCCCAGCAGAUCUCCAAGCACAAGGCGCUCCACGCGGACGUGUCCUCGCGAGGGGCCGAGGUCGACCUGGUCGAGGCCCUCGGCCAAACCCUCAGCCCGCUCUGCUGCCCCGCCGACGGCCAUUGGCUGCGGGAGCGGGUGGGGGCGGUGCACACGGGGCACUCUGAGCUGCUGGAGUGGUGCAGGCGGCGGGCGGGCAUGCUAGAGCAGGCGCUGGCCAACGCCCAGCUGUUUGGGGAGGAGGAGGUGGAGGUGCUGAACUGGCUGGAGGAGGUGGGCCUGAGACUGGCUCAGGUCUCCGUCCAGAGCUUCCAGCCUCAGCCGCUCACAGAGCAGCACAAACACACACUGUCACUGAAUGAAGAGAUUGUGAGCAGGAAGAAGACGGUGGACCAGGCCAUAAAGAACGGACAGGCCCUCCUCAAACAGACCACAGGUGAGGAGGUGCUGCUGAUCCAGGAGAAGCUGGACGGCAUCAAGACUCGCUACGCCGAGAUGACGGCGGGCAGCAGCAAGGCCCUCCGCACCCUGGAGCAGGCGCUGCAGCUGUCCACGCGGUUCGCCAGCGCCCACGACGACCUCAACCAAUGGCUGGACACCGUGGAGGCGGAGCUCAACAACAUGGAGCCCGACGCCACACCCGCUUACCAGGAGAGACAGAAGGAGCUGAAGAAGCUGUCAGCGGAGAAGCGUCUGGUGCUGGACACGGUGAACGAGGUGGGCAGCGCCCUGCUGGACCUGGUGCCGUGGCGGGCCCGCGAGGGCCUGGACCGCCUGGUGGCCGACGCCAACCAGCGCUACCGCCAGGCCGACGAGACCAUCACGCAGCGGGUGCAGCUGGUGCAGGCCGCCAUCCAGAGGUCACAGCAGCUGGAGGAGGCGGUGGACGCGGAGCUGGCCUGGGCCCGGGAGACGGAGCGCAAGCUGUCGUCCCUGGGGCCCCUGAGCCUGGAGCCCGACGUGACGGUGGCCCAGCUGCAGGUGCAGAGGGCCUUCAACAUCGACAUCAUCCGCCACAAGGACACGGUGGACCAGCUGCUGGCCACCCACAGCGACAUCCUGGACACCUGCACCGACGCCCAGAGGGACGCGCUGGCGACCAAGACGGACGCCCUGAGCGAGCGCUACGAGGCGGUCAGCCAGAAACACAGCGAGCGCUUCUCGGCGCUGGAGCAGGCCCAGGUCCUGGUGGCCCGCUUCUGGGAGACCUACGAGGAGCUGGAGCCCUGGCUGGGGGAGACGGAGACCCUCAUCGCCCAGCUGCCCCCCGCCGCCAUCGACACGGACGCCCUGCGGCUCCAGCAGGACCAGAUGAGGCUCCUGAGGGAGUCCAUAGCCGAGCACAAGCCCCACAUAGACAAACUGCUGAAGAUCGGGCCCCAGAUGGCCCUGCUGAGCGCCCAGGAGGGCCCGUCGGUCACGCAGCGCUACGUGGACUCUGAGCGCCGCUACCUCGCCAUCAAGGAGGAGGUCAAAGGUCGCGCGGGCGCCCUGGACGAGGCGGUGUCCCAGUCCGUACAGUUCCACGACAAGAUGGACCCUCUGCUGGAGACCCUGGAGGGGGCGGUGCAGCGGCUGCGUCAGCCCCCCCCUGUGGCCGCCGAGGUGGACAAGAUCCGCGAGCAGCUGGGGGACCACCGGGCCCAAGGCUUGGAGCUGGACAAGCUGCUGCCCUCCUUCUCCGCCCUGUGCAGCCGCGGGGAGGAGCUCAUCGGGCGGGCCGCGCACGACGACCCCGCCGCCCAGGCCGUGCGUUCCCGCCUGCUGCGUCUGCGCUCCCUGUGGGAGGAGAUCCGCCAGCGGGCUGAGGAGCGCGAGGCCAAGCUGAGCGACGUGCUGGACCUGGCCGAGAAGUUCUGGGCCGACAUGGCGGCACUGCUGAGCACGCUGCGGGACUCCCAGGACAUCGUGCGGGAGCUGGAGGACCCCGGGGUGGACCCCUCGCUCAUCAAGCAGCAGAUCGAGGCGGCCGAGGCCAUCAAGGGCGAGACGGACGGCCUGAGAGAAGAGCUGGAGUUCGUCAGGACCCUCGGGGCAGACCUCAUCUUUGCCUGCGGGGAAACCGAGAAACCAGAGGUUAAGAAAACCAUCGACGAGAUGAACGGAGCGUGGGAAGGGCUGAACCGGACGUGGCGGGAGAGGAUGGAGCGACUGGAGGAGGCCAUGACCGCUUCUGUUCAGUACCAGGACGCACUGCAGGGCAUGUUUGACUAUCUGGACAACGCAGUGAUCAAACUGUGUGACAUGCCGACUGUGGGAACGGACCUGGGAACAGUCAAACAACAGAUUGAAGAACUCAAGCAGUACAAGGUGGAGGUGUACCAGCAGCAGAUUGACAUGGAGAAGCUGUGCCACCAGGGGGAGCUGUUGCUGAAGAAAGUCAGCGACCAGACGGACCGAGACAUGAUCCAGGAGCCGCUCACCGAGCUCAGACAUCUCUGGGAGAACCUGGGAGACAAGAUCACGCACAGACAGCACAAGCUGGAGGGCGCGCUGCUGGCCCUGGGUCAGUUCCAGCACGCCCUGUCUGAGCUGCAGGCCUGGCUCAACCACACUCACGCCACCCUGGACACCCAGCGGCCCGUCAACUCUGACCCCAAGGCCAUCGAGAUCGAGCUGGCCAAGCACCACGUGCUGCGUAACGACGUGCUGUCCCACCACUCAACGGUGGAGGCGGUGAACGGGGCCGGGGCCGAGCUGCUGGAGUCCACCCCCGGGGACGAGGUCAGCCACCUGAGAGACCAGCUGGACACACUCAACAGCGGCUGGGAGAGCCUCCUACUUAAGACCCAGGAGCGCCAGAAGCUGCUGGAGGCCGCACUGCACCAGGCGGAGGGUUUCCACGGCGACCUAGAGGAGUUCCUGCAGUGGCUGCGGAGGACGGAGAGCCAGCUGUCAGCCGCAAAGCCCACCGGCGGUCUCCCUGAGACUGCCCGGGAGCAGCUCCAGCAGCACAUGGAGCUGCAGACCACUCUGAGCCAGCGGGCGGAGCACUACCACGGGCUGCUGGACCAGGGCGAGGCCAUGCUCCUGGCCCGCGGCGGGGAGGAGGGCGGGCCCGGCACCACCCAGACCCAGCAGAACCUGGCCAUGCUGCAGAACAAGUGGGCCAGCCUCAGCGCCAAGAUCGACGACCGCCGGGGUAAGCUGGAGGAGGCUCUGUCUCUGGCCACAGGCUUCCAGAGCUCCCUGCAGGACACCAUCAACUGGCUGACGCAGGCCGAGCAGACCCUCAACAUGGCCCAGGCCCCCAGCCUCAUCCUGGACACCGUGCUGUUCCAGAUCGAUGAGCACAAGGUGUUUGUGAACGAGGUGAACACCCACCGGGAGCAGGUGCUGGCCCUGGAGAAGGCGGGCUCCCAGCUGCGCUUCGCCAGCCUGAAGCAGGACGUGGUGCUGAUCAAGAACCUGCUGCUCAGCGUGCAGGCGCGCUGGGACAAGCUGGUGCAGCGCUCCCUGGACCGCGGGCGCCACCUCGACGAGGCCCGCAAGCGCGCCAAGCAGUUCCACGAGGCGUGGAGGAAGCUGACCGACUGGCUGGAAGAGGCGGAGAGCCGCCUGGACUCUGAGCUGGAGAUCUCCAACGAACCAGACAAGAUAAAACUGCAGCUGUCCAAGCACAAGGAGUUCCAGAAGGCGCUGGGCUCCAAGCAGCCGGUGUACGACACCACGGUUCGGUCGGGCAAGGCCAUGCGGGACAAGACCCAGCUCCCCUCCGACACCCAGAAGCUGGACCACCUGCUGGGGGAGCUCCGGGACAAAUGGGACACCGUCUGCGGCAAGAGUGUGGAGCGACAACACAAGCUGGAGGAGGCCCUGCUGUUCUCGGGUCAGUUCGCCGAGGCCCUCCAGGCCCUGGUGGACUGGCUGUAUAGGGUAGAGCCCCAGCUGGCUGAGGACCAGCCAGUCCACGGGGAUCUGGACCUGGUGUCAAACCUCAUGGACACGCACAAGGCGUUCCAGAAGGAGCUGGGCAAGAGGACCAGCAGCAUCCAGGCCCUGAAGCGCUCGGCCCGCGAGCUGAUGGACACCGGCCGCGACGACACGGCCUGGGUCAAGGUCCAGCUGCAGGAGCUCAGCAACCGCUGGGAUACGGUGUGCGCGCUGUCCGUCAGCAAGCAGACCCGCCUCCAGCAGGCCGUCAAACAGGCGGAGGAGUUCCGCACCAACGUGCAGAUCCUCCUGGAGUGGCUGUCGGAGGCGGAGCAGACGCUGCGGUUCCGCGGCGUGCUGCCGGAGGAGGCGGACACGCUGCAGACGCUGCUGCACACGCACCGGGACUUCAUGGGCACGGUGGAGGAGAAGCGCUCCACGGUCAACUCGGCGGCGGGCAUGGGCGAGGCCAUCCUCACCCAGUGCCACCCCGACUCUGUCACCACCAUCAAGCACUGGAUCACCAUCAUCCGCGCCCGCUUUGAGGAGGUGCUGACGUGGGCCAAACAGCACGAGCAGCGCCUGGAGACGGCUCUGAAUGAGCUGCUCAACAACGCCAACCUAUUGGAAGAGCUGCUGUCGUGGCUACAAUAUGCUGAGACCGCAUUGGUCCAAAGAGACACGGAGCCCCUCCCACAGGACAUCACUCAACUGAAGUCGCUCAUCACAGAACACCAGGUGUUCAUGGAGGAGAUGACCAGGAAGCAGCCAGACGUGGACAAGGUGACGAAAACGUACAAGAGGAAACCAGCCGAGGUCUCGAGCAGCCUGGCAGAGAGGAGAGGAGCGCGUAAGAACCAGCAACAGCAGCCGCAGCAGCACCAGCACGCGGCCAUGCUGAUCGCCAGCAGCAACCCGCGGCUCAACCAGCUCUGCGCCAGGUGGCAGCAGGUCUGGCUGCUGGCCCUCGAUCGCCAGAGGAAGCUCAACGACGCGCUUGAUAGGCUGGAGGAGCUGAAGGAGUUUGCCAACUUUGACUUUGACGUGUGGAGGAAGAAGUACAUGCGCUGGAUGAACCACAAGAAGUCCCGCGUCAUGGACUUCUUCAGACGCAUCGACAAGGACCAGGACGGAAAGAUCACGCGGCAGGAGUUCAUAGACGGCAUCCUGGCCUCCAAGUUCCCCACCAGCAGGCUCGAGAUGACCGCCGUGGCGGACAUCUUUGACCGCGACGGCGACGGUUACAUCGACUACUACGAGUUUGUGGCGGCGCUUCACCCAAACAAGGACGCCUACCGGCCCACCACGGACGCAGACAAGAUAGAGGACGAGGUGACCCGGCAAGUGGCCCAGUGUAAGUGCGCCAAGAGGUUCCAGGUGGAGCAGAUAGGGGAGAACAAGUACAGGCCUCAUGUAGCCUGUGACCUUUCUCAAGGCACUGUCAUCACACUAACCGUAUGUGCCUCCAUGUGAACGUGUUCACUCACCGUUUGGCCCUAAGCCCUAACAUGUGUUCACCCGUGUGUGGUAGUAACAUGUUUGUCUAACAUCUCACAGGGUCGCCAGCUGAGCUCACCGGCAAAAUAAUGAAAAGAUGAACCUGUAGACAUGGAUGCCACACAGGGGCCAGCUAGGUAGUUAGCUCACCAAGAUGUAGCAUCAGAAGGUUCUUAAUAGCUAUCAUUGAAUGCUAUUAGCGACGAUCAGUGUCGCAAGCAUGGAAGUUUGCUUUGUGCAGAUUUGAUUGAUCAACGGGCAAAUCACCCUUCUGUUUUUAAUUCUCAACAGUUCACGAUCAGUUCAUCCUAUUAAAAUUAAUGAAAUUAAAAUGAAAAGUAAAGGAAAAAAUAUGAACGUAUAAAGUCCCCAGUAGUCUAGCUAGCCAGUGGACGGGCCUCUGUGUGUGUGUCUAUGUGUAACAGCAGUAACCUUUAGAGUGUUCUACAGCUUGAAGCGGAUACGCCAUUACCACCGCUACUGAGCGCACUCACAUCGUCACUGCCCUUUGGGGGAUGACAUCCAGUGUCUGAGGCCGCGGACACUGGAGGUUACUAACAGCAUUGUUGUAGAUGUAGUAUUGAGUCAUCUGUUCAUCUGUCUCCCUCUCUCUACUGUCUAUUCUCGUUCUCACAUCAACUCACCCUCACCAAUCCUCAUCUCUCACACGCCAUCAUCAUUCUGUCCGUCUUUUAAGAAACAUUUUCACACCCACGCCAUUUUCCGCAUCCACCCUUUCAUCUCGCUUCCUCAACUUGAGAGCGAGCCACAAAACUAACUCAACACAUUGUGAAAAUGAACCAGUUUAUACAGAAUACCACAAGCAGGCUGAUGAGUUCAGGCUGAAAUAGUUUGCACAACAUGUUAUUUCACUCUCUCUUUUUCUCUCUCCCUGUGUCCCUCUCCUC